UAAUUCGUUAGCAGGUGAACAAAACAAUUAAAACAAACACACACCGCCUCUUAUUACACACAAAAAGGAAACAACGACUACUUUUUACUUCUCUUUAUUUAACGACCAAACGCAUUUCCCGGGAAAAUUCCAACUAACUCACGAGCACCAUACAGUUAUAGAACACCCUUCUCCUCACUUCACCACUUCUAUCGUCCACAUUCAUCACGCCACGUCAUCCAAAUACCAACUCUCACGCCCAAAGGCACGUGAAAAUUUGGAUUAGUUCCUCUAUUAUUAUUUUUUUGCCAGAUUAGUCUUCGAAAGAAUUUGUAUUAUGAUAUGUAGGACUCUGUCAGCAGUAUAAUAUAUAUCUAUAAAUAUAUAUAAUAUAUACGUAUACGUAAUGUGUUUAAGAAGAUAAGAAAGAGUUUAAGUAAUAUAAUAUGUGGGUUUGAAGUUGAAUAUCUCAUUCCGGCAUUGGAGGAGCCACUGCCACCGGUACUACCUUAGACACCAUGUUCAUCUUGGUGAUUCUGCUAAGCCUAGCAUGGACAAUGCAAGUGAUCAAGAACACACUGCAAGUAACAAUCUCUCAUGUCAAAUACAUGCAUUUCUCGUGUGGGGCGGAUCUUGACACGAGCAUGGCUCUCCAUGACACGUUUAAGCACUCAAUUGGGAGCAUCUGCAUUGGCUCAGUACUCGUACCGGUCCUUGGGGUCAUCCAUGGUUCAGCCCAGGCCACAAGUCUGAUUUCAGGGGAUGCAGAUGAGUUCAUGUUCUCAUGUACUAAUUGCUACUCAGGAGUUGCUUCAAGACUGAUAACAUAUGGGAAUAGGUGGGGUUUUGUCCAUCUAGGGGUUUACAAAAAAGGGUUUGUGCAGGCAUCGAUUGAUACUUGGGAGACGUUCAAAAGAGCUGGGUUGGAACCAUUGAUAGACUCAGACCUCACCAGUUCAUUCUGCUUCCUGUGUGGAGUGGCAGGUGGUGCAAUAUGUACACUAGUGGGUGGUUCAUGGGCACUAGUGGUUUAUAAGGGAUAUGCAACGGAAGUGUCAAUUUAUGCAUUCUUAAUAGGCUAUUUCAUGUGCCGGGUCGCCAUGGCAUGGCCACAAGCUUGUGUUUCAGCUUACUAUGUGGCUUAUGCAGAGAACCCACAGAGCGUUCAGUUUGAUCAGACUAUACCAGCACGCAUUCAAGUGCUACUGAGAUCUCAAGCUUAGCCGUCGUUGGCAGCUGACUCAACCCAGCUCUAGCAGAAGCAGCAACCUCCCACUUACCAGAGAUACAUACUACAUUCAUUUUUAGCUACAAUAUGAACACAGACAAACUAUACAAUGAUGAAAAAAAACAAGGACAGAGAGAAUAGGAAGCUGUAAAAUUUCUGUAAUUAGUUCCCUGAAUAGCAUCGUGUUUGAAUUUCUGUAAAUCUGAUGGAAUUCUUUGUAUCAAGGAUUCAAAGUUGAUUAAUAUUAAAAGUUGCUUGUAUUAGCAAACUAUUUCAGUA
Cornus florida is the source of this 1486-nucleotide messenger RNA. RefSeq names its product protein PNS1-like. The record is from RefSeq and is a predicted model, not a curated record. Gene Ontology annotation, biological process: transmembrane transport. Gene Ontology annotation, cellular component: membrane. The transcript is spliced from 2 exons. Lineage: Eukaryota; Viridiplantae; Streptophyta; Magnoliopsida; Cornales; Cornaceae. Bases 498 to 1202 code for a protein of 234 amino acids. Gene Ontology annotation, molecular function: transmembrane transporter activity.